This is a messenger RNA of Xenia sp. Carnegie-2017, 1028 nucleotides long. Its product is annotated as heme-binding protein 2-like. Lineage: Eukaryota; Metazoa; Cnidaria; Anthozoa; Malacalcyonacea; Xeniidae. The transcript has 3 exons. The coding region runs from base 195 to 851 and encodes 218 amino acids. The record is from RefSeq and is a predicted model, not a curated record.
UUGCGCACUUGUCGCCCAACAACACACCAUUGUACGUCUGACACUUUGUUGUUCCCAACAAUUAAAGUUAAGUUCUUCACAUUCCACAAUCAUGUAAUUCUAUAUUGCAUCAUUUGAUCUACAAUAAGCUUGCGUGAUCGAAAGCCUGCAUCAUUCAGCUGUGACACUGGCAGAGAUAAGAUAACGCGUUUACAAUGAUGAGUAAAAUCCAAUGCUUCACGGCUUGCUUGCUGUAUUUGGCAAUUUUCCUACACAACGACGCAUUGCCACUUAACGGAAAUGGGGAACCUGUGUUUUGUCGUGGGUUGGAAUGUCCUGAAUACAAAGUGACGUUGAAAAGCAAAGAUUUUGAAGAAAGAUGCUACGAGGAAUACAAAUGGGCAAGCACCGUUGUAUCAGGUGUCGAUUACGCGAAAGCGUCAACUACAGGAUUCCUACGACUUUUCUCUUACAUUCAAGGAGCCAACAAGGAGAAAGUUAAAAUAGAAAUGACUGUUCCAGUUGCAGUAGAGAUCGAUGCAGGUCCAGGUCCUUUCUGCGCUUCCAAUUUCACCGUAAACUUCUUUGUUCCUUUUAAAUAUCAGAGCAACCCCCCUGAACCGACUGGGAAUGUUUACAUAAGAACUCUCCCAAGACACUGUCAGUUUGUGACGUCAUUCCCAGGUUACAUGAACACAACGCUCAUUCAGAAAAAUACUGCAAAACUAAUCAAAGCGUUGGAGGCCGCUGGCCUCGGUGAUGCUUACGCCACUAGCUCCUAUUUCACGGCAGGAUAUGAUAGUCCGUUCGAGCCUCUGAAUCGUCAUAAUGAGAUAUGGUUCAUAGCAAAAAAUACAAAUGUUUUGUUUUGAAUGGAUGACAUGAAGUUUAAACUGAAUAUAUGCCAUGGCUUAUGAUAGCUAUGAGGCGAUUGAUUAUUAUGUAUCAUUGGGAAUAAAUUUGGGUUUUUAGCUUAAUUUAUAUAAAUAAUCGUUGUUUUUACUCACAAGCAAUUUUAUAAUGAAAUACAAAAACAAAUUGAAAUUGAA